Lottia gigantea (owl limpet) is the source of this 252-nucleotide messenger RNA. RefSeq lists its product as hypothetical. The record is from RefSeq and is a predicted model, not a curated record. Lineage: Eukaryota; Metazoa; Mollusca; Gastropoda; Lottiidae. The transcript has a single exon. Gene Ontology annotation, biological process: developmental process; regulation of transcription by RNA polymerase II. Gene Ontology annotation, molecular function: DNA-binding transcription factor activity, RNA polymerase II-specific; RNA polymerase II transcription regulatory region sequence-specific DNA binding; protein dimerization activity. The annotation marks the transcript as partial.
GAACUGUUGAGAUGUAAAAGAAAGAUCGACUUCGUUAAGCAAAUGGGAUACAAUGCACCAAAGGUUGGAGCAGUGUCGAGAAGAAACGAACGAGAGAGAAAUCGAGUUAAACAAGUCAAUAAUGGUUUUGAGAUUCUUAGAGAACAUGUGCCAUGUAUCAAGAAAAACAAAAAACUGAGCAAAGUUGAAACAUUGAGGAGAGCUGUUGAAUAUAUCAAACUUUUACAACAGAUGCUGCAAGAGGAUGAGUCC